Truncatella angustata is the source of this 924-nucleotide messenger RNA. RefSeq lists its product as uncharacterized. The transcript has a single exon. The coding region runs from base 168 to 506 and encodes 112 amino acids. The record is from RefSeq and is a predicted model, not a curated record. NCBI's taxonomy places the organism in Eukaryota, Fungi, Ascomycota, Sordariomycetes, Amphisphaeriales, Sporocadaceae.
UUGUUACUAGACUAGUUCCCGAAAUCACCCGUCUCCCAUCCGAAAAGUGCGACGCAGUAGUGAAGCAAUGCUUGAUCAACUAAUAUACACUGAAGCGGUCUUGUAUUGCACCAGUGAAGAACCGCACCCUUGUGGUCUCGACGUCCUGUGAUUCGACUGCGGGCGCAAUGUCUCUCACCUCAAGAGAAGCACGGAAGCACUCUCCAACCCUUGACCGUCUUCUCAAAUCCCGACUCGCUCCGAUUCGCGAAGCAGCACUACUCAAAGCAGCAGUAGGCGAAGAAAAGCCUGGUAAACCAGCAGCUGGUGACUGUUGUGGAAGCAGUUGCAACCCAUGCGUCAUGGAUCUUUAUCGGGAGGAAUUGAACAUCUGGAAAGAGUGUGUCGAGUACCGGAGACAAGUCAACAGUCCAAAAGUCGCUCCCUCAGAUUCAGAGCCUUGGUCGACGAUGGAAACAUGUAGGCGAAAGGACCUCCAAAAGAUACCUGGGUCUUAUGAUUGGUGAUGAUUCGAAGUUUCUGUGAUAUACUUCAUGGGCUCUCCGAAGAACAAACAUCUGGCAAAAGCCCGUGUAUUUUCUUUUCUCUAGAAAGCUGCUUCGUUCAUACUUCAGCAUGCCAGUAGAUAAAGAGUCAGUACAAGAGCUGAAAAUCUCCAUGGUAUGCUGAUUGCGUGGCUGCUUGCAGAAGUUACAUGGCGAUGGGGGAAGAAGCCAACGAUGAUGGGGAAAUUAGGGAACGGUCAAUCGGUGUUGAUGGAAAGUAUAGUGCCAGGUUUUCCUGAUAAUAUACACAACCACGAGCAGUCAGAGACGCAGGGGUAUAACAUACUCCCAUCACCCGACAUAGCAUAUAAAAGGACCCUCUUUGUGAAAGAUAAUGUGCGGUAGCAAACAGCAGCACGACCGUGGAAGCAUAUUAGGC